Messenger RNA from Prunus dulcis (almond), 432 nucleotides. RefSeq lists its product as uncharacterized. The coding region runs from base 1 to 432 and encodes 143 amino acids. The transcript has a single exon. Lineage: Eukaryota; Viridiplantae; Streptophyta; Magnoliopsida; Rosales; Rosaceae. The record is from RefSeq and is a predicted model, not a curated record.
AUGAAGAAUUUUGGAUAUAAACAGAGUAAUUCAGAUCACAUCCUGUUUGUGAAGCGUGAUGGAAGAAGACUUACUGCAUUGAUUGUUUAUGUAGAUGAUAUAGUCGUAACUGGAAACGACACCAAAGAGCAAUUGAAGCUGCAAACGUAUUUGUCUCAGGAAUUUGAGAUGAAGGAUUUAGGUGAUCUGAAGUAUUUUCUAAGAAUUGAGGUAGUAAGGUCAAAAAUUGGUAUAUUUAUGUCUCAAAGGAAGUAUGUAAUGGAUUUACUCACUGAAACAGGAAUGCUUGGGUGUAAGCCGGCUGACACACUUAUUGAGAUAAAUCACAAGUUGUGUGAAGACAUAGACCAAGAACCAACCAAUAAAGAACAGUACCAACGCCUUGUUGGAAGGUUGAUAUACCUGACACACACAAGACCAGAUAUUGCGUAG